AUGGACAGCAACCGUGAGGCUGAUCCGAUGGAUGAAGGCUGGAAUCCUGGUGAUCGCACAGAUACCUAUGAUGUAAAUGGCUCCGUGGCACGCUCUUCUGUUCGAUCGUCAAUUGCUCCUAGCUGGAAUGACGAUGUUGACCGCAUGGACGAAGACCUGGACGCAGAUAAUGUCCACGGGCCCAAAUCGACGGGCUUCGGGUCCUCGAGGCAAACAUGCUCAUUCAACAAGGCCAGUUCAGCGCCUUCUACGAGCGUUCGGGUGUCUACUGAAUUGGUCGCUGCUGAAGCCGUCCCUGACGAUGUGGAAGUGAAAGUGGAAGAGGAAGACGUUGAUGAGUCGAACGAGCUCCUGGAUGAUGAGAGGGCUCUUGUGCAACGUGAAUAUUUGAUAUCAGAUGUUGAAUCCGCGGAAAUGCAGCUCCAGCUCCUGUUUGAGGACACAAGAUGGCGCCUCCAUGAGCCUCUCGACUAUGACGAAUACGAUAACGUCCACUAUCUGUCUCAGGAGUUUGCAAGAAGCCUUCUAUCUGAUCAAUUUAUCGACGCACCCGUUGAUCAGGUGCUGGACGAGUUCCAGGCUGCCAUGUCACCCGACCUCGCAGCGCGAUUUGCACGCUUUGACCAAAAGGUUCGAGCAUACGAUCCUGCUUCCGCGCCACCGGCAACAAUCGACGUUAGCACAGUGUGGCCAGCUGGGGACGGGGCUGUUCUCGACCACUUCCAGAAGCGCCUCAAAGCAGAGCUGGAAAAGAUUGAAAAUCUUCACAUUCCUGAUACCCGGUUGAAAUUACUUUCUAGCAGCUUCUCGAGCCCGUUCGCUUGCCUCAUGUCGUAUCCUUGCAAAGGUCGAGGCAAGUUCGAACAUUAUUAUCAAAUCGCGGACGUUGCAUUCCCUUCUAUUGCAUGGUCGAGGCUCCUCAUCAUGGACUUUCCCGAUGAGCUCGGGUCCCACAGGCUCGCUUCGACUAUUCAGAGAUUCUGCACCACUUGGAAUUUCACGACUGUGUCAAAGGCUUGGCGCCCGUCGCUCUGA
Molecule: messenger RNA, 1035 nt
Organism: Cercospora beticola
Lineage: Eukaryota; Fungi; Ascomycota; Dothideomycetes; Mycosphaerellales; Mycosphaerellaceae
Source: RefSeq, a predicted model, not a curated record